UUGAGGCAUUUGGCUUCAUGUUAUCGCAGCACAGCGCUGGAGAGUUUUCGACGGGUAUCCAGGAAGCAGAACGCGUUUUGAGUCCGCCACUAGCGAACGUUCGAUGUAUCUCUGCUCCUGAUACCUGUGCAUUUUUACUUUUAUAUUAUCAGCGGCUAGUGCUCAGGACUGUUAAACUACGUGCAGAAACUGUGUUAACUAGUUCCAUAAGUGCAUAAAGCUUAAUCGAGUUUGUCUUUAGUUCGUUUACAAAAUUAAAGUGUGUUUUUCGAAAAACAGAUAAUGUGUAAUAUAAGGAAAGCAUCAUCUGCCUUGAACAAACUGUUCGUUUAUGGUGCACUUAAAUAUGGCGAACCGAAUCAUUCCAUUUUAUUGAAUCGUGGCAAUGGAUUUGCACGGUACUGGUGUCGAGCGACGACUAUGGAGAAGUUUCCAUUGGUCAUUGCCACGCGUUAUAAUAUACCAUUCUUGAUCAAGAAAGCCGGAACUGGCAAUUAUGUAAUUGGCGAAAUCUACGAAGUGGAUGAUAGAAUGCUCAACUCACUGGAUAGCCUUGAAGAUUGUCAGGAUAUUUAUACUCGAGAGUUGCUGGAUAUGAAUAUUGGAGUUGGUGAAGGCACUGUUCCUUGCUGGGUGUAUCUUCUGCAAAAAUAUCCAGAAAAACUCCUGAAUUUACCGUACAUUUCGCAGUAUAAGAACAGUGCCCAGCAUCCAUACACGCACAGAAACAAAAGGACUCACAAACAUCCUCCAAAUGAGGAUCUUACCUACAAUGUUUCUUCACAAUAAAAACUCAUUUUCUUUUGGUGAUAAAAAAAAACGUACGCAAAGGAACUGUGACUGAACGAUCAAUUCGUCGUAUCAUGGUCGUUGUAUUUUUUAAGAAUUUUAUUAUUAGCUCGAAAAUCUACUUUUUAUUUUUACCAAUUAAAUUGUACUUUAUUAGUGCGAAGAUAAUUAAAAAAUGAGAUUGAAUUUAA
Messenger RNA from Hermetia illucens (black soldier fly), 980 nucleotides. RefSeq names its product troponin C-akin-1 protein (gene Tina-1). The record is from RefSeq and is a predicted model, not a curated record. Gene Ontology annotation, molecular function: gamma-glutamylaminecyclotransferase activity. The coding region runs from base 283 to 789 and encodes 168 amino acids. The transcript is spliced from 3 exons. Lineage: Eukaryota; Metazoa; Arthropoda; Insecta; Diptera; Stratiomyidae.